Messenger RNA from Branchiostoma belcheri (Belcher's lancelet), 1936 nucleotides. RefSeq names its product pyridine nucleotide-disulfide oxidoreductase domain-containing protein 2-like. Gene Ontology annotation, molecular function: oxidoreductase activity. The record is from RefSeq and is a predicted model, not a curated record. Lineage: Eukaryota; Metazoa; Chordata; Leptocardii; Amphioxiformes; Branchiostomatidae. The transcript has 16 exons. Bases 88 to 1827 code for a protein of 579 amino acids.
AAGAUGGCGCGCUAGUCAAACAACCAAGAAAGUUUUCGUCUGUAUUUGUGUGGGAUCGUAGCGUAGUUUGUCGCCAAGGUUUGCGCGAUGUUGUCAGUAAGAACGCUGUGUAAGAGACUGGGGUACAGGCUGGGGAGAAGAAGUGCCUCCACCGCUGCACAACCGGAGCUGAAGACGGAGUAUGAUGCCAUAAUUGUGGGAGGAGGUCACAAUGGCCUUGUUGCGGCAGCCUACCUGCAGAGAUCUGGUAUAAACACGGUGGUGUUAGAGAGGAGACACGUGAUUGGUGGAGCUGCUGUCACAGAGGAGUUAGUACCAGGAUACAAGUUUUCCCGAGCUUCCUAUGUUCUCAGUCUUCUGAGGCCAAAGAUCAUCAGUGAACUAGAACUCAAGAGACACGGUCUGAAGGUGUACCUGAGGGACCCCAACUCCUUCACCCCCCUGCUGGAGCCGGAUGGUACAGGCCAGUACCGGUCCCUGCUGCUGGGAAGAGACCUGAGGGAGAACCAGAGACAGAUCGCACAGUUCUCACACAGGGACGCAGAGAUAUUCCCGGAGUAUGAGCACACCAUGAGCAGGAUAGGAGAGGCUAUAGAACCCCUGCUGGACAACGCCCCUCUGGACCUGCAGAGACUCAGCCACGGCUCCAGACUGGACAAGAUGAGGGCACUGAUGACGGCAAAACCACUCGCUGAUGCUGCGAAGGCUCUGGGUAGUGACCUGAAUGCCUUCAUUGAGUUGCUGACUGCACCUGCCAACAAGAUGUUGGAUAAGUGGUUUGAGUCGGAGCCCCUGAAGGCAACGUUGGCCACAGAUGCAGUGAUAGGAGCCAUGCUGACGCCUAACACUCCUGGCAGUGGGUAUGUUCUCCUUCACCAUGUGAUGGGAGAGUUGGAGGGAGUGAAGGGUGCGUGGGGUUACGUGGAGGGAGGGAUGGGGGCCGUGUCACAGGCCAUCGCUAACUCAGCUCAGGAGCAGGGCGCAACUGUGCUGACAGAGAAGCCUGUUAGUUCUAUACUGGUGAAUGGUUCAGGGGAAGCUUGUGGAGUGGUGUUGGAGGAUGGCACAGAGAUCAAGGCUACCAUGCAGAUAGUCAUGUCUAACGCCACACCAAAAGUCACCUAUCUGGACCUGGUCUCCAAGGAUCUUCUUCCUGCAGACUUUUUGUCGGAGGUGUCACAUGUGGACUACAAGUCUCCGGUUACCAAAAUCAAUGUUGCAGUCAACCAGCUCCCGAACUUCAAGGCAGCGCCGAACACUGCCGACAACACCCCCCUCCCUCACCACAGGUGCACCAUCCACCUCAACUGUGAGGACUCUGCUCUCAUCGACGACGCUUACCACGAUGCAGUGGUGCAUGGGAUACCUUCAAAGAAGCCGGUUAUAGAGAUGUGCAUCCCUUCCUCCCUGGACCCUACCAUUGCUCCAGCGGGGUGCCACGUGGUCACCCUGUUCACCCAGUACACACCGUAUCACAGGAAGGAUGGUAGGGAGUGGGACGAUCAGGCCAGGAAUGAGUACGCUGACAGAGUUUUUGACAACAUUGAAGACUAUGCCCCGGGAUUUAAGGCCAGUGUGGUGGGGAGAGACAUCCUGACUCCUCCUGACUUGGAGAAGACGUUUGGCCUCACUGGUGGGAACAUCUUCCAUGGUGCGAUGUCUCUGGACCAGCUGUACCAGUCUCGCCCCGUGCCCAGCUUCGGCAACCACCGAUGUCCCAUCAAGGGUCUGUACCUGUGUGGCAGUGGCGCACACCCGGGGGGAGGGGUGAUGGGAGCAGCAGGGAAGAACGCUGCAACUGUGGCUCUUGCUGAUCUCAGAAGAUGAAGCCCUUUUUAAUAUAGCGUAAAUUGGGAAACUUUUGCGGUGAUUUUAUUUUCCAGUAGGAGGGAAAGGAAAAUUUUUUCACUGUUUUAAAUUUGUGGUUGAAAGUCUU